CCGUUGCUUUUUGUAAACAACAAAAGUGAAAAUUCUCCGCGUACUGCUGCAGUCAGCUCGGGGUGUUGCGCGAAAUUUGAACACCUCUUUCGAUUUGCUUUAGUUGUAAUUAACCAUGUAUUAGGAACAACUAUUGCUCGGUGUCCCCAAUAACCAAAUUAAAAUGCUCACGUCCAAAAUCAGUAAAAUCAGUAAGGUGAUAAUCUGUGGAGCCAAAGGUGUCGGUAAGACGGCGAUUCUGGAACAGCUAAUCUAUGGAAACGUUACCAUCGAAUCGGAAAUUCACAGCACUAUCGAGGACACCUACGUGGCCAGCGUGGACACCGGCAAAGGCAGCCGGGACACCUUGAGAAUCUUCGACACCUCGGGACUGCAAGGCAAUGGCCAACUUCCGCGCCACUAUCUCAGCUAUCCGGAUGCCUUCAUCCUGGUGUACGAUCCGAGCGAUCCCUCCAGCUUGGACAUGCUCGGGGGCAUCAAGAGCGACAUCGAUAAGUUUAAGGACAAAAAGGAGGUAUUUGUGAUUGUGAUAGCCAACAUGCGAUCUCGCCAGACCCGGUCCAAUGGUUCCUCCCCGGUAAACUCCUCCCACCUGCAGCAGCAAAUGUUGCUGAGCAACGAUGUGAUAGAGUCCAAUCUGACCAGGGCCAACAAUUGGUGUGCCCGGGAGCGCAUCAAACACUACACGGUCAACGCAAUGGAACGCGCCUCGCUGUAUGAGCCCUUCGUUCAGCUGGCAAGUCGUCUCUACCCGCCGCAAACCAAGGGUAGCUUCCCGCAGCUCCGUCAACUGACGCAGAAAACUUCGAAGGUGGACAACAGCUAGGCGGAGUGUGCGGUGUGGUGAAGACCACAACACGAGUAUUUAUCGACGUAAAGUGUACCAAAUAUUCUGAUAUCAUUUAUUUUUUGUGUAGCGAUUGUGUACUUAAGAGUAUUAAGCUUUACUACCGACUGCGAUCAGUACUUACUUACCUGUAGGCUCAAGAGUAUUUUUUUUCUCGUUCCGAUAGAAAGCUGAGGAACAUUUUGUGAUCGAAGUGAUUGCAACUACCAAUUUUUUUUUAACUUUCUUUAAUUUUAUUUUGUUCUUCCAAUCAGGGAAACCCGACUGCACCUCAUAGAUUAAGACUCAAAAAGCUAGACUAUUAGAGCCAACAGUUCCGUUAAGCACCCUCCCGAACUAUUUAAAGGCACAUUUAAAUUAUCGACCUCAUGCAUUUAGAGAGGUAGUAGCUAUAGUUUUACUUUAAAGUUGCAUGUAAUGAAACAGGCAAAAUUAUUGGCAUUUUCUGUGACGUAUUGUAAUCGAUAAUGAUGCAGUUACUUAUCAUUUAUUCAGUAAGAUAUUUACAUUAGAGACAA
Molecule: messenger RNA, 1365 nt
Organism: Uranotaenia lowii
Lineage: Eukaryota; Metazoa; Arthropoda; Insecta; Diptera; Culicidae
Gene: kappaB-Ras
Product: NF-kappa-B inhibitor-interacting Ras-like protein
Exons: 3
Coding region: 164-826 (220 amino acids)
Biological process (GO): canonical NF-kappaB signal transduction
Molecular function (GO): GTP binding; GTPase activity
Source: RefSeq, a predicted model, not a curated record